Molecule: messenger RNA, 6844 nt
Organism: Orcinus orca (killer whale)
Lineage: Eukaryota; Metazoa; Chordata; Mammalia; Artiodactyla; Delphinidae
Exons: 2
Coding region: 2169-3251 (360 amino acids)
Source: RefSeq, a predicted model, not a curated record
GAGUCUGACUGAGUUUCUCUCUCACGCUAACCUCCUUGUCUUGUUUCUUGCUGUGGUUUACAAUGGCCAUCAGAUGGUGCUACAGCUUCACAGUCAGCCUUUGUGAAGGCUUAGGGGAGAAAGGACACCUCCUGCAAUGGUGAGGCAGAUGGGGCAUCAGUAGGGUCUCAGAAGUGCUGUGGAAGAGCUGUUGCUUAAGGGUUCUUAUUGCUUUCCUUUGGUGGCGGGCAUUUUUCAGGUCUCCAGGAGAGGUGGGUAGGCUUACGUAGAGCCAGGCCGACUUUUUCUCUCUGCAAUGUGGUCUGGAUCCUUUCGGUAUAGAAUAAAUAGAUUUGACCAGGAGGCAACACAUAUAAGUUCUGUCCUUCCACUCCAUUUGGAGCCCUUUGGAUUGUGCUGUUAUCUCACCUGUCACACGCUAUGCUAAAAAAACUGUGGUGGGCAAAUCCCACUGGCACAACAGGGUGGUUUUUGAAUCCAACGUUGUAGACUUUUAUUUUUUUAAAGAUGAGCUUUAAAGUAAUUCCUGUAAUUAUUUUUUAAAAUAUUUAUUUAAUUAAUUUAUUUGGUUGCACGAGGUCUUAGUUGUGGCUCGCGGGCUCCUUAGUUGUGGCAUGAGAACUCUUAGUUGCGGCAUGCAUAUAGGAUCUAAUUCCCUGACCAGGGAUCAAACCCGGGCCCCCUGCAUUGGGAGCACAGAAUCUUAUCCACUGCACCACCAGGGAGGUCCCACCAACUUUUUAGACCUUUAAUUCAGACUUCCUGCCCUGCUGCAAUUUGAGUAAAAACCAUCUGGGCCUCAUUUUAGUGACUUCCUGUUACUCCCAAAGAGCAAGAGUUAUCUUUUUGUUUCAGCCCUUGGUCCAUGUGAGUCUAGUUGCCAAUUCAAAACAGUGGAGUAUCUUCCGUUUUACUUAACUGAGUACAGACUUCCAUCCCUGCUGCAGGUAGAAGGCAGUGUAACAAGGGUUUGAAGUUCAAAGUCUUAAACAGGGGUUCAUGUUCUGGCUUUGCCACUUUGUGUAGCCUUGAGCAAAGGAAUCCACUUUCUUGAACCUCAGUUUCUUUAUCUGUAAAGUGUAAAAUAAUAGUUUUGACUUCAUUUGGUUACUGUGGGAAUUAAAUGAGACAAUCUAUAGCUUAGCAUGGGGCGUGGCACAUGACAAAUGCUAAAAACAUGUUAGCUGUCAGUAGCAGCAGUAAUUACUGUUGGACAUUCGUGUCAAGUAUUGUUCAGCAGAAACGCUGCUUCUCUGUUGUAUACGGAAGUGAUAUCCUUUUUACCGAACAUCCAUAUACUGUACUCAAAGCCGAUUUCCGGGUUUUUCCUCCGUGUGUCAUUGGCCAGCAGAAUUAACAGAUGUCUCUCUCUCUCUCUCUCUUUCUCUCUCAAAAGUAGGGAAAUAAAUGCUACAGGAGACUGGAUCUUUAAAGCUUGUGUUUCUUUUUGUAACUAUGAGGAUUACAAUGCUCUGGUCUCUCUUCUGGUUAUAAUUUUAUUGUUUCUGACCUGAAAAAUCGGGAGUAUGUUAAUCCUGCUUGAUAUUUUCUUUUGGACAUCUUGGUGCAGCAAUUGAAAUCUGUUUCACUUCACAGUUUGGGGGCCAUAGUCCCCGGCCCUGGUUCCUCUUGGCCCUUCCCUUCCUGGUUGGUACCAGCCUCUGGCUUGCUUUUCCCCUCUUUCUCCUCCUCCUUCCUUCACGUUACCUUCUCCCAGGGCCUCUUUUCUUUCCCCCUCCCUUUUCCAUUUACUCUUACAUUCCCUCCCUCCUUCCUGCCCUCCCUAAUUCCUCCCCUCCCCUGGUUUCUAGCUCCUUUUUGCUUUCUGUUUGUGUUUCUGAAGGCAGUGCUCCAAUUACCUCAUAUUUGGAGAGAGGAAGCUGUAGCCAAUCCGGUUUCUGUCUGCUUUUAGGUCAAGUGAUUUCUGAACUGCAGUGAGAUGCUUUGAAUUUGUCUUGUUGCAGCUCUGAGCCUGUAAGAUGGCUGUCUGAAUCGGCAGCGGCUGGAAGAGACAGAGAGAGGCGGGGAGGGAGGAAGAAUUGGAGGGAUCGCCGGCAUAGUGCAUGUUUUUAAAUGUGCAUCUAAUCCGAUGAAGCCAAGGUUGGGAUUUCUCUGGGAUCCCAGGAUUGGCUUAGCUGCGUUUUUGCUGAGAUUAGGAGAGGAAAGCAAUGGGAAAUUCGCUGGGCUGCGUUAAGGAGCCGAAAGAUUCAAUAGCUGUUCCUGAGAAGACUCCCAUAUCUCCUAAGAAAAGGGUUCGGUUCAAAAGGAAGUGGAGGGGGAAGAAAACCCCUACUCCAGAGGUCCCUCGGGAGGAAGAACCCUUGCAAGGAACUGGAGUCAUCGAAGAGACGGAAACCCUGACGAAGUUAACAGUGAGUCUCCAACAGGAGGAAGGAGUGGGAGGGGUAGAGCCACCCCCCACAGACAUUUUACUGCCUGGGGACUCGGCCUCCGACUCAGGGGUGGGAGAUCAGGGGAUGAUCGUGCAGGUGAAAGAGAGAUUCCAGGGGGAGAUCCAGACUGCUCAGCUUUUGUUAGAGAAUGAGUCAUCAGUUGCCAGAGGGGUCUGGGAUUCCCUGGAAGAGGGGAUGACUGUCAUCGCUCACCUGCUCGAUAACCCCGCAGAAAGGAGCUGUGAGAAGUCAGUGAGCCAACUGGUGGAAUUUCCGAGGACAGCAUCCUGCAGCAGCAGGGCUGUGCUGCUGCCUUUGCAUGGAGGGACUGCAGUGGAGAAAGGAGAUACUCAGCUUGGAUUUGGGAGCAGCACUUCCUCCAGGACAGACUGCCCCACCGACACAAGAAAUCAAGACCAUCUUUCCGACGGAUGGAGUGUAGGGGGAGGAACCAAGGGUAUUUUAAGUGCCCCUCAGACAGGUGCCUGGAUUGUGGAACGUUCUCCUUCGUCACUACCGGCCCAGUCGAGAGGCCAGAGCUGCACAGAGCCUGCCCACGUGGGUCGAGUGCCCCCCCAGGUUCCCAGACUGCCUGCUUCUCAGAGUGAUUUAUCCAUCAGUGGCCUGACUGAGAGCAUCUUGCCCUCCUCCUCUGGCUAUGGCAGCGAUGGGCUGCACUUACGAGGGGUCCAGCCUAAAGAUACAGAGCCUGAAAAGAGCUCCACGUCCUUCUCAGAAGAGGACGGCACCCUUUCUUUGGAGGCAAGCCCCACCCCCUUAGGGGGUCUGGAGGAGGUAGGUGGGCAUGUUCAAGGGGUAGUUACACAGCGGUUUGUAUUACUGGCCUCAAACUUAUGAAAGUGGAAUGUGGCGAGCAGUGAGGAGCUUGGUGCUGCUCCUCAAACUUUACCUGUUAGUCAAGUACUAGUAGUUAGCGACUGCUGCGCUUGGCAAGCAAAAUCUAUUUCAGGUCUGCCCCUUGAUGCUUGAACCUAUCUUGUUGUCUCUGGGGGAUCCCUGACUCUGGGUAACCAUGCUAUAUAAUUGCUCGAGCUAUCUGGUGGGGUUCUCUCUCCAGGUGCAGUGCUAGGUAAUACUUAACUCUCAGGAGGUCUGUUUAUCAGUGUCCCUGCUGUAGGAGGUUGUGGUAUGGCACGGAGGUGAUGGGGAGGCCUAGCUGAUUCCAAGAUGAGUAUGGAAGGGAUGAGGGGUGAGGCACUGACUUCGGUGUGGUUGUUCUUCUCCUGUGGAGAAUGAUGUUCUUAUUGGAGCUGAUGUAAUUCCCCCCCUUGGGGACACUGCUAAUGGCAACACCCAUUCAGUAUGUGUUUAGGUGGAGAGGCUAGUCCUCCUUUGGUUCCUAAUUCCAGCAUUAGAGGAGAGGGGCAUGGAUUUAUCUGGAGAUUAGUCCAGAGCUGGGGGGAGGGGGUAGAGAGGGAGUUAGGGCAGUUUGAAAGUUCAAGGCUAGAAACAGUUUGUUUUCUGAUUGGACUUGUUUAUGGCUCUAACAUGUUUUUGUUUGUGAGAUAUAUAUUCAGACAUAAGUGGAGGUGGUGGUAGUUUUAGGUGGUGGGUGCUGUGAGGGGUCAAGGAGCAAGUGAGAAUUCAAGAGCUCUGAGCACUGAGAGGGAAGGAGACUCAGCAAGACCUUGGGUGGCACAGGUUCUGGUCUGUCACAUAGGGGUGUGAUUGUGUAGGUGACUAAAGUUGUAAUUCAUCAGUGACUGAAGAACUUUUAUUGGCAUGUCAGUCUCUGCAGCAGAAGAAAUAAAGACUUAGGCUCCCACAGCGGCAAGAGGUGGAACAUGGAGCAUGGCAUUUUCCUUGCUAGGCUGUGGGCAGCUGCCCUGAUGUCUGCAGAGCAGACACUGUGGCCCACCUACAGGUGCCCUGCUAAUCAUCAACAGUAUGAGGCUGAGGAGAGACGUAAAUUUUAAGCUGAUAUGUGCUUAAAAUGACCUUUUGGGUGAUGAAUUUCCCCCAUGGAUAGGCCCAUUUCAGUGCCCUUUGUUAUUAUAGAGUUUGGAGACUCCAAACAGUUGGAGGAAAAGAUGGCCAUUGAAAAAUAUUUGUUAUGCGGUUGGGCAGGAGGCAUCCUUGGGCUUUUCCAUAUAAAAAUGUGUGUGUGUGUGUAUGCGUGUGUGUGUGUGUGUGUGUGUGUGUUAAAGCGGGAAGGGAGGCAGUGAGGCUGCUGGGGGGUGGGGUGUAUUUGAGGUUCAUCGGAUAAGAGGGAAUGUCAAAGUCAGCCUUUAUCUUUGUACAGAACAGAUGGAGAGUAAUUGUGGCAGAACCAACUGCUGAACUGACUGCUCCUUUGAUAUUCCUGGGGUUAAAGUUGAAGCUGUGGAGGCAUCAGGAUGAUUUAGGAUACGUGCUCAUAAUUCGGUGUGAGACUUUCAGAAAGUUUGGAGUAUAAAAUGUGAAGGGACUCCUAGUGGAAAUCAGUUCUAGAUAAUGGCCCGUAAGUGACUGUGGUGCUUUUGGUGUGGGAUCUCCACCCGGAGCGGGAAGGUUCUGGACAACUCUGUGAGGAGUCUCCAAGAAAAGAUCGGUGGGAGUAGACUAUGAUCUGUAGUUUAACAGAGUCAACAGCAGUGUGAUUCUUGGGCUGUUCAGUAUGAGAAUCAUACUGGUGUGUGGCGUUUUCUGGGCAGCCAGGCUCUACAUCCCGUCCCAGCUACCCCUUGAGAGGAGACACAACCAGACUACUCAGUGAUGGCCCAGGGAGAAAAACUAGGUGGCCCAGAGUCAGCUCAGAAGGCUGACACGUCUCUGAGGCUCUGUGUCCAUCAGGGGAUGCAGGGACCGCAGACUGACCAUUCUGUAUGACAGAUAAGAAGUGACUUCUCAAGAUAAAUGUGAAAUCCCUUCAGGAUGAAAGUCCUUAAGGUCACAGGGGCCUCAAACCCUCUUUGGUCUCUGAAGGUAUUGUCUUCAGGGAGCUGCCCUCUCCCUGGCAGGCUGUUCACACGGCCUGGGGACAGCUGGGGACAGCGGCAGCUCGAGAGACAGGGCAGUGUGUUUUGACACUGCAGACCUCCUGUGAAAUGUGGAUUGAACCACAAGGCGAGAGCAUCUGACUGGAGUGAGAGCCCUGGGAGGACACGGGGGUCAGAAGAGCCCGCCGCUGCUGGUCACACACCAGCUCCUUCGCGGAGAGGGGCAGCAGGCGCUUCAACAGGGUUGAGUUUUUGUUUGUUUGUUGGUGCUCGUUUUGUUUUGUCUUUAACAUGUCAGGGUAGUAACCCUCCGUAGAAACAGUUUGAGCUUCAGAGUGGUGUCUGUCCUUGGCAUAACUCAGGCCGCCUUGUCCCUCCCGUUGAUCACUCCAGGGCAUGGUGAUGGGAGUGGGGCCAGGCUCCGGCUGCACAGAAACUUGGCAGUGGGUUUGUUUCUUUUCAGGAUGGAGAGAAAUGGGAACUGAUUCUGAUGCUUGCUGAGUGCCGGGUGUAGGUAAUAGAAGACAAAUGGUCUGCUUUUCUGUUCACCUGGUAGAGCCGAUUCUUCUCUUGACAGGAAACAGUUAACAAGAGAAACAGGAUGACAGGGGCCAGGGGACAAAAAUGGUUUUCAGAAUAAGUAGACUCAGAUUUGGAGCCAGAUGGGAGCGAGUUAACAGCAGUUGUACUUUGAUGUCAGACAAAGGCCUUCGCUGGUCCAUGCCAUCUCUCAGGAGGACUCCCUACUCCCAGCUGCCAUCAAUAGCCGUAAUACCUGGCUUAAUGGAACAAGGAAAAUUGUUGAAAAACCCAUUCUUUUCUCUGUCUUGGCUCCACUGCCAAUUGUUAGUGGAUUGUGUUGAUGGAGAACUGGCUGUAUACCAUUGCCCUUGCCACAAAUCCUUAGAUUUCAGGUGAAUAGUCAGAUAACUCUGGGGCUAGGAAUGAUGAGAAAGAAAUCAGUUGGUAUAUUAUUUUCUGGGCUGAGCCUUUUCAGUUAUAAGUAUCCCUUUCCCAUUUCUCCUCUUUCAUUAUAGGGAAAGUAGUUUUACUAAUAUUGGCUUUGUAUUACAAGAAGAAAGCAAAAUUAACCAGAUGAUACUAUUGGAGGAAUGUAGCAGUUAAAGUUACAGUUAGAGCUUCAUUUAAGAAAGGAAUUUUCUUUAAAAAAAUUUUUUUUUAAAGAAUGUAUUUAUUUAUUUUUGGCUGCGUUGGGUCUUUGUUGCUGCCCGCGGGCUUUCUCUAGUUGCAGCAAGUGGGGGCUACUCUGCGUUGCGGUGCGCGGGCUUCUCAUUGCGGUGGCUUCUCCUGUUGCAGAGCGCGGGCUCUAGGUGCACGGGCUUCAGUAGUUGUGCCGCAUGGGCUCAGUAGUUGUGGCUUGUGGGCUCUAGAGCGCAGGCUGAGUAGUUUUGACGCACGGGCUUAGUUGCUCCGCGGCAUGUGGGAUCUUACCGGACCAGGGUUCAAACCCGUGUCCCCUGCAUUGGCAGGCGGAUUCUUAACCACUGCGCC